UCAAACAGAACCCGACGCAGACACGCGCUUUCAACCGGCGGAGACACUGGACGGGCCAGAAACGCGCGCAGCGGGGGCGGGAGGUCAGGAAGCGCCCCGCCCCUGCCCGAGACCCCGCCCCGGCCCGGCCCCGCCUUUUUGCCUGCCUCCCCUCCCUGCACGUACGGGCCCCGCCCCUCGCGCGCCGUUUUUUGUUGACCCGGAAACGGAUUCUCCGAAGUCAAGGUCCGCUCGGGGGGAAGGGAUGUUAAGGGAAAACUGCCACUAUCGCAUCAAGAUCAUGUCAUUCCUGUGAAGCUGGUGCUGGUUACUCUCUACUGGCUUCUGUUCACCUUUCCACCAGCCCCAAGACACACACAUAGUGACACAAGGCAGUGGAUAGGGAAAGAGCAAGACUUUAUAAGAACAUCUGUUCCAAGGAGACCUUCAUGUUCAUAGAUUUGUAAAGAAUGCUGCUUACUAGCACACUGACUCCUCUGCAGAUGUCUGAGGGUUCCUCCACUUGGGAUUUGUCUUCAUAGUGCUUGGAUGGUGUGAGCGAAAACCCAGAUGAAUACAUUUGGUGGCUGAGCUACUACAAUGCCAUCACCGGAUUCCAUGACCUUCGAGGAUAUAGUUGUAGACUUCACUCAAGAAGAGUGGGCCCUGCUAGACACAUCCCAGAGAAAGCUGUUUCAAGAUGUGAUGUUGGAGAACAUCAGUCAUCUGGUCUCUAUUGGCAAACAGCUCUGCAAAUCAGUUAUGCUUUCCCAUUUGGAGCAAGUAGAGAAACUUUCAACACAAAGAAUAAGCUUACUGCAAGGUAGACAAGUUGACAUUAAACAUCAAGAGAUACCAUUCAUUCAACAUAUCUAUCAGAAGGGCACAUCCACCAUCAGCACAAUGAGAUCUCAUACUCAAGAGGAUCCUUUUCUAUGUAAUGAUUUAGGAGAAGAUUUCACUCAACAUAUAGCAUUGACUCAAAAUGUGAUUACUUACAUGAGAAAGAAACAUUUUGUAAGCAAAAAGUUUGGGAAAACCUUCAGUGACUGGUUAUCCUUUAAUCAACACAAGGAAAUUCACACCAGAUGUAAAUCAUAUGAAAGUCAUCUAUUUGAUUAUGCCUUUAUCCAAAGUUCUGCCCUUAGACCACACAGUGUGACUCACACUAGAGAGAUAACAUUGGAAUGUCAUGUAUGUGGGAAAACCUUUAGCAAAAAUUCUAAUCUUAGGCGACAUGAGAUGAUUCACACUGGAGAGAAACCACAUGGAUGUCAUCUGUGUGGGAAAGCCUUUACUCAUUGCUCUGAUCUUCGAAAACAUGAGAGAACUCACACUGGAGAGAAGCCAUAUGGAUGUCAUCUAUGUGGGAAAGCCUUCAGUAAAAGUUCUAACCUUAGACGACAUGAGAUGAUUCACACUAGAGAAAAAGCACAGAUAUGUCAUCUAUGUGGGAAAGCCUUCACUCAUUGCUCUGACCUUAGAAAACAUGAGAGAACUCACUUAGGAGAUAAACCAUAUGGAUGUCUCCUAUGUGGGAAGGCUUUCAGUAAAUGUUCUUACCUUAGACAACAUGAAAGAACUCACAAUGGAGAGAAACCAUAUGAAUGUCAUCUAUGUGGAAAAGCCUUCUCUCAUUGUUCUCACCUUAGACAACAUGAGCGAAGUCACAAUGGAGACAAACCACAUGGAUGUCAUCUAUGUGGGAAAGCAUUCACUGAAUCUUCUGUGCUUAAACGACAUGAGAGAAUUCACACUGGGGAGAAACCAUAUGAGUGCCAUGUAUGUGGGAAAGCCUUCACUGAAUCUUCUGACCUCAAACGACAUGAGAGAACUCACACUGGAGAAAAACCAUAUGAAUGCCAUCUAUGCGGAAAAGCCUUCAAUCACUCUUCUGUCCUUAGACGACAUGAGAGAACUCACACUGGAGAGAAACCAUAUGAAUGCAAUAUAUGUGGUAAAGCCUUCAAUAGAAGUUAUAACUUUAGACUUCAUAAAAGAGUUCACACUGGAGAGAAACCAUAUGUAUGUCCUCUAUGUGGGAAAGCCUUUAGUAAAUUUUUUAACCUUAGACAACAUGAGAGAACUCACACUAAAAAAGUAAUGAAUAUGUAAGAGUCAUCAGCCAUAGCGUUAACACUAAAUACACCCAAGGACAAACAUACUACAGGAACAUGAUGUCUGUAAUCAGUGUGGAAAAGCCUUUAUUUAUAGUUACCACUUUGCUCAACCUAAAUGAAUUCAAAGUAGAGAGAAUCCAUAUGUAUUUAAUCGCUAUGGCACAAACUUCAGACUCUAGGCUAACCAUAUACAACAUGAGAGAAUGAAACCAUAGAUCAAAGGAAUGUGGAGGAGUCUUCCUCCACAGCUCUAACUAUUAAACAAAUGGGAGAAAUCACAUCACAAAAAUUCUGUGCCUGUCGUCAGUGUGAAAAUGCCUUUGCUGAUAAUUUAUCCUCUAAACAAAUGAGUAAAAUCCACAGGCAAGCAACCAUAUGUCUGUAAUUGCUGUGCACUCUCAUUCAGCUAAGCACCAAUUUUGGUGUGUGCCAGAAAAUUCAUUAUCAGGUAACUGAUAAAAACAGGAAAUAUGUGAAAAUAUUUUUUAUUAGGUGGGUUUGGCCUCUUUAACAAUUCUAGAAAUUCAUAGUGGAGAAGUUAUUCAAUGAAAACUCGUGAGAAAUCCUUUUCUUAAUACAGCAGCACUUCUAUAAUAGAUCAGAAUUCACAUGGUGUAGAACUCUCAAUGACAUGAAUGGAGGGUAGUCCUCAGUAAAUUACUUAUUCCUUAGUCAAUACCAGCAUUUUUCCAGUGAGAAAACAAUGUUGACCAGAUAGUGGAAAAACCUUCAGGCAGCUUUCAUGUCAAAAAAGUGAGACGGGGAUGAAAACUCUAAAAAGCCAUUGAUGAGAUGUAUAGCUGGAGGACAAGACAUAAAGCCAUCAAGCACGUGCUUGAGAAAAAAAAUUAUAAUUUCGAACAAAGACUUUCUACUUAAAAUAUGUGGCUUGAAAUGUACAAUUCUGAAAUAACCUGGGAAUAUUGAAUGCAGAAUUAGUAAGAAGUAAUAAGAUUAAAUUAGUACUGUCAAAAAUACAAGCAUUAAGUGUUGUUGCUGAAUAAUCUAAUAGGUUUAUUAAAAUCUAUGUUUUUUGUUUUUUGUUUUGAGACAGAGUCUCGCUCUGUCACCCAGGCUAGAGUGCAGUGGCGCAAUCUCAGCUCACUGCAAGCUACGCCUCAUUGGUUCAUGCCAUUCUCCUGCCACAGCCUCCCGAGUAGCUGGGACUACAGGUGCCCACCACCACACCAGGCUAAUUUUUUGUAUUUUUAGUAGAGACAGGGUUUCACUGUGUUAGCCAGGAUGAUCUUGAUCUCCUGACUUGGUGAUCUGCCUGCCUUGGCCUCCCAGAGUGCUGGGAUUACAGGCAUGAGCCACCGCGCCCAGCCCAAACUCUAUGUUUUUAAUUCAGUUUUAAACACAUAGAUUUGGGUCAGUUAGAAAAUGGGGACGGCCAUGGCGGGUCACACCUGUAAUCCCAGCACUUUGGGAAGCUGAUAUGGGUGGAUCAUUUGAGGUCAGGAAAUCGACACCAGCCUGGCCAACAUGGUGAAACCCCAUCCCUACUAAAAAUACAAAAUGUGUUGGGCAUGAUGGUGUAUGCCUGUAAUCCUAGCUAUUCAGGCUGAGGCAGGAGAAUCACUUGAACCCAGGAGGUGGAGGUUGCAGUGAGCCAAGAUCAUGCUCCUGCACUCCAGCCUGGGCAACAGAGUGAGACUCUGGCUCAAAACAAAAAGACAGUGACAUUCAAUGGAACUAAUACACAUAGAACACAAAAUUAUAUGUCCUAACUAAAUUAGUGUUAUAUAUGUACAUGGUAAUGAUUAAGUCAAACAUGGAUUAUGAAAGACUCAUUUUAAAAGUACAGUCUUAUGGUCCAUAAAUUUACCUUUUUGUUUUUAAACCACUUUAUCAAAGUGUAAUUGACAAAAGCUGUUACUUAAUGUAUACAACUUAAUAAAUUUUGAGAUAAGGAUAAGCCCAGGAAACCAUCACCACCAUCUUUGCCACAAACAUUCAUUCUCUCCAAAAGUUCCUUCCCUCAUUUUUCAUUGUUUUCUUUGUGAUAAAACCACGUACAUCACAUCAACCUGUAGCAAAUUUUUAAGUAUAUAAUAUAGUAUUAAUAAGUAUAGGCAAUAUAUUAUAUGAUUUAACAUUGCAAAAAUAAAACUAAUUACAAAUGAAUCUAUUUAAAUAAAAAUUGGCAGUGCUGGAUAAUUGUGGUUAAAUUUGCAUGAAUAUCUCCCAGAAUCAGCUAUGAGCAUCAUAACGUAGAGAUUUUUGUUGCCAUGGGCUUUUUUUUCUUUAAGAACCUUUCUGUUCUGUGUGUAAAUGUUUAAUAUUCUCACUUCUCCUCACAAGGGCUCUUUUAUUUAUGGAAUCUUAGCUUAUAUAUUCCUCUGUAGCCUCUAAAGCUUACACUUUAAAUAAAUCUGUUUUUUUUCUU
Pongo pygmaeus (Bornean orangutan) is the source of this 4488-nucleotide messenger RNA. It is a transcript of the gene ZNF596, whose product is annotated as zinc finger protein 596. The record is from RefSeq and is a predicted model, not a curated record. Gene Ontology annotation, cellular component: transcription regulator complex; PcG protein complex; chromatin. Gene Ontology annotation, biological process: regulation of transcription by RNA polymerase II. NCBI's taxonomy places the organism in Eukaryota, Metazoa, Chordata, Mammalia, Primates, Hominidae. The transcript is spliced from 8 exons. Bases 580 to 2094 code for a protein of 504 amino acids. Gene Ontology annotation, molecular function: DNA-binding transcription factor activity, RNA polymerase II-specific; RNA polymerase II cis-regulatory region sequence-specific DNA binding.